CCUCAAGAAGGUGAGAAUUUUAUAUCUGAGACUUUAUCAAGAAUUAGUACUUCCACAAACUUGGCUGAUGUAGUGCAAAAUUCUGAUUUGGUGUUAGAAGCUGUUGUUGAGAAUUUAUCUGUCAAGCAUAAACUUUUUAAGUCUAUAGAUGAUAUUGCCCCAGAAAAAACCAUCUUUGCCUCUAAUACAUCUUCAUUAUCUAUAAGUGAAAUUGCGUUUGUAACCAAAAGAAAAGAUAGAUUUGCUGGGCUACAUUUCUUUAAUCCUGUGCCAAUAAUGAAAUUAUUGGAAGUAGUUAAAACUCCAGAAACAUCAAAUGAAACAUACGAAAAAUUGAUGGCUUGGGGAAAAGCAAUUGGUAAAACUAUCAUUACUUGCAAGGAUACUCCUGGAUUUGUAGUCAAUAGACUUCUUGUUCCACUAUUAACUGAAGCAAUUAGAAUGUUAGAGAGAGGUGAUGCUUCUCCGAGGGAUAUUGACAUAGCCAUGAAGUUAGGUGCUGGACAUCCAUUGGGACCAAUUGAAUUAUCAGAUUAUGUUGGACUUGAUACGACUAAUUCAGUUAUAAACGGAUGGCAUGAAAAAUUUCCAGAGAAUCCAUUGUUCAAACCAUUACCAUCUUUGCAAAAGUUAGUCAAUGAAAAAAAAUUGGGAAUCAAGACUGGUGAAGGGUAUUAUAGCUAUAAAAAAUAAAUUUGUACCAAUUUAUCACUGAAAUUUGGGAAAAAUAAUAUAUUAUUUUUUUGUUUUAUAUAUAAAUGUGU
Sipha flava (yellow sugarcane aphid) is the source of this 764-nucleotide messenger RNA. RefSeq names its product hydroxyacyl-coenzyme A dehydrogenase, mitochondrial-like. The annotation marks the transcript as partial. Gene Ontology annotation, biological process: fatty acid beta-oxidation. The record is from RefSeq and is a predicted model, not a curated record. The transcript has a single exon. Gene Ontology annotation, cellular component: mitochondrion. Gene Ontology annotation, molecular function: NAD+ binding; (3S)-3-hydroxyacyl-CoA dehydrogenase (NAD+) activity. Lineage: Eukaryota; Metazoa; Arthropoda; Insecta; Hemiptera; Aphididae.